AUGUCCUUCCUCGCCUCCGUCCGCGCAACAAGCCGUCUGUCUCUGCGACAGACUGUGGCCUAUCCCGCUGCCACCUCUCCAUUCCACACAUCUGCUGUCCGGUCAGGUCUGAAGGAGGGAGAUCAGAACCGCGAUGAUGAGCUACAAGCCUUCUACGAAGAAGAGAAACAGAGGCAAAUCAAGCUGCACAAGGAGGGCAAGGCAAAGUGGAACCAGAAUCUUGCUAGCAAUUCCGAGGCCUCGGUCAAGGCGGAUCGGGGAGAGGUUAACGCCAAGGAGAGCUUUACGGAUUUGCAAGAUCGAACGAAGAAUGAGGCCAGCAAGAAGAGGUAG
Molecule: messenger RNA, 333 nt
Organism: Aspergillus calidoustus
Lineage: Eukaryota; Fungi; Ascomycota; Eurotiomycetes; Eurotiales; Aspergillaceae
Source: the annotation of a GenBank genome assembly